AUGGGAAAUCCGCCGAGGUGCAAGGAGAAAAUAAGGGAAAUGCUUGCCAACAGCGAUGGUGGUGCUGUGAAGGGGGCACUGCUGGAGGUAAUCAAGGGAGCUACCUCCAUCGGUAUUAACACCUUUAUUGGGAUCGCAAAAGCACCACAAUUAAAGGCUCUAUUUGAGUGUGGAAAGCAGCUUCCAAGAGGCAUCAAUCGACUCUCCUCUCCUCUUGCAAGCUCCGCCAGUACUGACAGCAUUCCUUGCAUUUUAGCUCAACCCGGACUGGCGAUCAAAGUUAGAGCUCCUGGAGAAACGCAUUACAUCCACGUCAAUGCAUCAGUCCAACGUUUUGAACCCAUUUGCAUGUCUCCAAGUGUUUACUCCUCCUCCAAACGAGUCAGUACGAUUGAGGAACGGGAAGCAGUGGCCAAGUUGAAUUUGCGAAUGUCAACAAACAUUAAACCCGAGGUUGGAACGAAUCAUCUUGACUGA
Messenger RNA from Hydatigera taeniaeformis, 477 nucleotides. The record is from the annotation of a GenBank genome assembly. NCBI's taxonomy places the organism in Eukaryota, Metazoa, Platyhelminthes, Cestoda, Cyclophyllidea, Taeniidae.